CCACCUCCGCCAACCCCUCCCUUCUCUCUCUCUCCCAGCCUGUCAGUGCCGUAGCUAGUAUCCGAGGUGAAGAAUCCUCCCCUAGACCCAGAGAGCGACCCAGCCUGCCGUAAACCUGACCGAGGCUUGGAGCCCACUCUCAGCCAUGGCUACUACUAUCGUUACCUCCACCCGCUUUACAGAUGAAUACCAACUCUACGAGGAGCUCGGGAAGGGAGCGUUUUCAGUGGUGCGCAGAUGUGUGAAGAAGUCAUCAGGUCAGGAGUUCGCCGCCAAAAUCAUCAACACCAAGAAACUCUCCGCCAGAGAUCACCAGAAGCUGGAACGAGAGGCUCGUAUCUGCCGUCUGCUCAAACAUUCAAACAUAGUGAGACUACAUGACAGUAUCUCAGAGGAAGGCUUUCACUACCUUGUCUUUGACCUGGUGACGGGAGGAGAGUUGUUUGAAGACAUCGUUGCUAGGGAGUACUACAGCGAGGCCGACGCCAGUCAGUGUAUUAACCAGAUCUUGGAGAGUGUUCAACAUAUCCACCAGCAUGACAUCGUCCACAGGGACCUCAAGCCUGAGAACCUGUUGCUGGCCAGUAAGAUGAAGGGAGCAGCAGUGAAGCUGGCAGACUUUGGCUUGGCCAUCGAGGUGCAGGGUGACCAACAGGCAUGUACCAACCCUGCUGCUGUGUCCUCCACCGCCUCGCUGGCGCAGGAAGGUACGUCACAGAGACACGCCCUCUUACUUCCUCUACACACACUUCCGGCUUCAUGUUUAAGCCCCUCCCACAUCAUACUUAAAGGAAGCACCAUGGUUUCUUUAACUUCUGAAGGGGUCGGCAGGUUAUCUAGACCCUUUUUCUCCUGCAUGCAGCUCACGCUAGCCACACACACACACACACACACACACACACACACACACAUGAACGAGACUACGAUAUGGAUGUUUUUAAGGAUGAUGCUAAUACCAUGCACACAGGCUAAAUACAUAACAGGAGAGAGUGAGGUGACAGGAGAGAUGUUUCAGCUCUUCUAUUGCUUUUCUCUCUUUACAGCAUGCAAAAGUUUACUUAACAAAAAGGCGGAUGCGCUAAGCCUACGACCAACAACAACAGUAAGAAACAGCAUAGUGAGUGCCAUCAAUGCCAUGAAGGACAACAGCAUGGCCGCUGCACAAAUGGAAUCUCAAAAUACACUGGUUGCUGCUGAUGGGGUCAAGGGUUCUACAGAGAGUAGCAACACAAAUGAGGAUGAGGAUAUGAAAGCAGACAGCGUUGUGAUGAUGAGUCAGGGAAGUGCUACAGACGAGAUGCCCUCUCUUCUGACCUCGUCUGACAACUCGCCUGCCACCGUUCCUCUGCAUGAUGUAAAGCGCAUGGCGUGGAACGGCUCUGAUCAAGGCUCCAACCCCGAGUCUGAGCAUGCUCAGUCUGCUCCGCCCGCCGCUCCACUAGGGAGCAACAAUGUCCCUGUAACAGCCAAUACYACAGCACAGCACACUCGUAAGCAGGAGAUAAUCAAGAUAACUGAACAGCUGAUUGAAGCCGUGAACAAUGGAGACUUUGAGGCCUACACGAGGAUCUGUGAUCCAGGUCUGACUUCCUUUGAGCCUGAAGCUCUGGGGAACCUGGUGGAGGGAAUGGACUUCCACAAGUUCUACUUUGAAAACUUGCUGAGUAAGAACAGUAAGCCUGUCCACACCACCCUGCUGAACCCCCACGUUCAUCUGAUUGGAGAGGAGGCUGCCUGCAUCGCCUACAUCCGCCUUACACAAUUCGUCGAUGGCCAGGGCCGCCCCCGCUCCAGCCAAUCGGAGGAGACUAGGGUGUGGCAUCGCCGCGACAGCAAGUGGCUCAACGUUCACUUCCACUGCUCUGGUGCUCCGGCCGCACCGCUGCAGUGAUCUGGUGUCCAAACACUCCAGUUGGAGUGUGAGUUUUUUGGGGGCGUGUUUUCGGCUAGUGUGUUUUGGGGGUGUGUCCUCUUUGUGGAUUGGCCCAUGCCAGGAGCCCGGCCGGGCAAGACUGCACCCUCUCUGCAACACCAACCAAUCCCGUCUAUCCUUUGAUCCGCUGGGGGGCGGCCGAGUGUGGACUCCGCCCCUGUGGGAAUGAUGCAUGCAUCUGACGCCCAAUAGGAGGGCUUGUCCUUUGACCUCUGACCCCUCCYACCCGGCAGCCAUUUUGUCUCCCGUCCACGGCAGCCAUUUUGAGAUGAUGAGAGGAGCGGGGGGAGGAAGGGUUAAUGAACUUGUAAUGCCAGAUAUGACAAUGAGUUGUAAGUAUACAGGAUAAUAUAUGACUAGUAUCAGACAACACCCAACCCUACCAAGCAUUUAUAUAUACGUGGAAUGAGAGGAGAGGAGAAUGUGUGUGAUUUGUAAGAGGUGACAUGUUGGGUUUUGUAAAUGGAGAAUUCCCUAGCAGAAUUCUGAACGGAAGGACAGUCGGUUCGAUCAGAAAGGAUGUAAUAACUUGAUGUGAGGAAACACCAAAGUGUACAACUGUAGGCUUUUUACACGUUUCUGUGUUCUUUGCUGCUUUAGUUUUUUGAGGGAAGGGAUGGUAGGGGGGUGCAUUCGAGAGCGAUUUUGUUUCUGUUGUGUUUUUAGCCUUGUGUUUACGUUGCGUUUCUGUGGACUGUGUCUGAGUCUGUUUGAGACWAAUUGUAAGUGACUGAGUUUUAAAAGGGGUUUUAUUGUAAAAGUGAAGCUGCAAUGUGUACUGUCUGUUUUAUCUGUCUGCAGUGGGAGAGAGGGACUUUUGGGAAAAGGCGUCUGCAUUUUGCAUGUUUUCUCUCGCUCUCUCCCUUUCCUCACCCCUCCCCUCUCCGUUUCACUCUCCCACCCUCUGGCUGUGUUUUAGAUGGUGUGUGUAUAUAAGUCUAAGAGACUCAUUCAGAGUGCACGACGAAGGGGUGAACACCAUCUGGUCACACACACCAGCCGUAGUCCCAUGGCCGUGUUCCUGACCCCAUUUUGACAUAACCUCUGACGGCUACAUGUUUGUUGACACCGUGUGACGAUCAACAAGGCGCUCACACGUCAACACAUGCACGCCUCCCGCCCAAAUUCUUACUCUAUCUUCACGUCCUGAGCCUCCAGUCUCACACGUUCUGUGUAAAUGCAUAUCGUGAACACACUUGCUCACACCUACACACUCUGUGGUGUGUCAGGCGUUGUAACAUAUCUUCACCGCUGCACCGUCUCCAUGGUGAAACUCCGGUAGUGUGUUUUCAUCCGUUCUUUGUGCGGUGUCCCUCCAUUAGUAACAGUGUCCUUCAUUCUCCCCUCUCUUCUCUUCGGUGUCUGUUUCUCUGUUUGAAUGUCUCUCUCUCUGUGUGUCUGUCUGUCUCCUGGUUUGGGUUUUGUUGACAAUGUUUUUGUUUACUGUUUGCUGUUUGGAAAGUUCUGCACUCUAUAUAUAUCUCACACACACUAAA
Salvelinus sp. IW2-2015 is the source of this 3429-nucleotide messenger RNA. The record is from RefSeq and is a predicted model, not a curated record. Lineage: Eukaryota; Metazoa; Chordata; Actinopteri; Salmoniformes; Salmonidae.